Messenger RNA from Nematolebias whitei (Rio pearlfish), 300 nucleotides. Its product is annotated as histone H2A-like. The record is from RefSeq and is a predicted model, not a curated record. The transcript has a single exon. Gene Ontology annotation, cellular component: nucleosome. NCBI's taxonomy places the organism in Eukaryota, Metazoa, Chordata, Actinopteri, Cyprinodontiformes, Rivulidae. Bases 1 to 300 code for a protein of 99 amino acids. Gene Ontology annotation, molecular function: structural constituent of chromatin; protein heterodimerization activity; DNA binding.
AUGAUACCACAGCUCCAAAUCACAAACGAGUUAAAAAGGAGGUGCUGUGGAUGUAUCCCCGUCUAUCAAGCGGAGGUGCUUGAGUACUUGACCGCUGAGAUCCUGGAGCUGGUGGGAAAAGCGGCUCGUGAUUACAAGAAGACCGGGAUCAUCCACCGACACCUGCAGCUGGCUGUCUGCAAUGACGAGAAGCUCAACAAGCUGCUGGGAGGAGAGACCAUCACUCAGGGAGGAGUUCUACCCAAGAUUCAGGUGGUCCUGCUGCCCAAGAAGACCGAAAAAUCCACCAAGUCCAAGUAG